This is a messenger RNA of Abrus precatorius (Indian licorice), 2606 nucleotides long. Its product is annotated as AAA-ATPase At5g57480-like. NCBI's taxonomy places the organism in Eukaryota, Viridiplantae, Streptophyta, Magnoliopsida, Fabales, Fabaceae. The record is from RefSeq and is a predicted model, not a curated record. The transcript has a single exon. Gene Ontology annotation, molecular function: ATP hydrolysis activity; ATP binding. Bases 61 to 1599 code for a protein of 512 amino acids.
CUCUCUCUCAAGCCAAAACCAUUUUGCACUUUCUUUCUUUAGAAACAUUAUUAACAAAAAAUGAAAGAAUAUUGGACCUCGUUGGCGUCACUUCUGGGUGUGUUUGCUUUCUGUCAAACCAUCCUCCAAACAGUGUUCCCACCGGAACUUCGUUUCGCCUCCGUUAAGCUCUUUAACCGGAUCUUCCACUGCUUCUCCUCUUACUGCUACUUCGACAUAACGGAGAUCGACGGCGUCAACACCAACGAGCUCUAUAACGCUGUGCAACUCUACCUUAGCUCCUCCGUCUCCAUCACCGGCAACCGGCUAAGCCUAACACGCGCUGUGAACUCCAGCGGCUUCACCUUCGGCCUCGCCAACAAUGACAGCAUCGUGGACACGUUCAACGGCGUCAAUGUGCUGUGGGAACACGUGGUGACGCAGAGACAAGCCCAAACGUUCUCGUGGCGGCCGCUCCCCGACGAGAAGCGUGGGUUCACGCUCCGGAUAAAGAAAAAGGACAAGUCUCUGAUUCUGAGCUCUUACUUAGAUUACAUAAUGGAGAAAGCGAGCGACAUUCGAAGGAAGAAUCAGGAUCGUCUUUUGUACACGAAUUCGAGAGGUGGGUCGUUGGACUCAAGGGGUCACCCUUGGGAAUCAGUGCCGUUUAAGCACCCUAGCACGUUUGAUACAUUGGCUAUGGACCCUCAGAAGAAGGAGGAGAUCAUGGAUGAUUUGCAGGACUUCGCUAAUGGCCAAGCUUUUUACCAUAAAACUGGAAGGGCUUGGAAGAGGGGUUACCUUCUUUAUGGUCCUCCAGGAACUGGUAAAUCUAGCAUGAUUGCUGCUAUGGCUAAUUACCUUGGCUAUGAUAUCUAUGAUUUGGAGUUAACUGAGGUGCAUAACAACUCUGAACUCAGAAAGCUUCUCAUGAAAACAAGCUCCAAAUCCAUUAUUGUCAUUGAGGAUAUUGAUUGUUCUAUUAACCUCAAUAACAGAAAAACCAACAACACCGGUUCUGGUUCUUCGAGGGGAUACAAUGAUUCGGAAAUACGAGGGGGUGGGUGUGGUUCUGCUUGUGGUGAGGAUGGUGGGAACUCGAUUACGCUCUCUGGGUUGUUGAAUUUCACGGAUGGGUUGUGGUCUUGUUGUGGGAGUGAGAGGAUUUUCGUCUUCACUACCAACCACAUUGAGAAGCUUGACCCGGCUCUGUUGCGGUGUGGGAGAAUGGAUAUGCACAUUUUCAUGAGUUAUUGUUCGUUUCCAGCGUUGAAGAUUCUGCUUAAGAACUAUUUGGGGUGUGGAGAGGGUGAGUUGGAGGAUUCAGUUUUGAAGGAGUUGGAAGCGGUUGUUGACGUGGCGCGUAUGACUCCGGCUGAUAUAAGCGAGGUUCUGAUCAAGAACCGGCGAAAGAAAGAGAAAGCGGUGGGUGAAUUGUUGGAAACGUUGAAGCUGAGGGCAGAGAUGAAUGAGAAAAGUGGGGUUCUGAGGGCGAAGAAUGGAGUUGAGGAAGAAGAGGAAGAGCAAGAGAAAAGGGCUCUGGAUAGUGAGAGUCCUAAACAAGAAUCUGAGAUCGAGGACAAUUGUAAGGAGGGACAGGAAGAAGAGAAGAUGAAGUGAUAUAUAGUAAUAAUAACGAUGGUAAUAAUGUUGUUGUUGAAGAUUCGUUCAAAGGAGGAGGCUGUUACUGAACUGAAGAAGAACAAGAAGAAUACACUACACAGUGUAAUCUGAAGGGUACCUUACUUGAAGAUGAACAAAAAUUUUUAUGACUUGUGAGAUAUGAGGAGGGGAAACAGGGGAAGAAACAAGGGUCUAAAAUUUAAAACAUGUCACAUACUUGUGUCUUUUUAGCUUUGAAUAAUGGAGUCCUUUAUUAUUAGAUGUGUAGGGAAAGUUUAUUUUGCACCCACCAUGAUUUGCUCAUUUUUAAAGAUUUGUUUGCAUUGGACAUGUUUUUGGUUGCUCUGGUUAGGCCUUUACACCCUGACAUAGUUGGGGAGCCAGCUGGGAUGUUGGUGAACACCUGGGUGCACAUGGCAUGGGAAAGGUUACUAAUUUGAUGGGACGUGUAGGGAAUAUAGGUAAUAAGUAGGAUACCACUGUUUACCUAACGUUUUCAUUCAAUUAUACAAUUAAGGUCAAGGUGUGCCAUUUGGGUUGGGGCUUCAAACUUGCCUUGUUAACAAGUCUCAUAUCACUAUUACGCCUUCUUAGUUUCGCGUUCUCUGAUUUAACGUGCGACAAGUAAUUUUUAUAAAUUGGUUGUGUUAAAAUUGAUUUUAUGGUAGUUAUAACCUGUUUGGAUAAAAAAAUAGAAUGAAUGUUUUGUGCGGGGGGGUAAUGUCUUGCCUACCGAAAACUAGGAUGAAUAAUAGUGUGAACUUCGAAGACAGUUUCAGGGUAGCUCUCUCUUCUCGUUUGUGGGAAAAAAAACUUGAUCAUAUUGAUGAAUUUUUGUGUGUGUGCAAAACAAAGUACGUGUAACGUGUUCAAUAUCACAGCAGAAAAAUUGCCCCCUUUUUCUCGCCUGAACUUACCCUUUAAAAUUAUAAGGAUUGAGAUGAGAUCGUAAAUGUUGUCGGUGCGUUUUUUUUUAGGACAAACUCUAAUUACAUCUCUUGAUA